GCUUUUGCUUUCCCCAUUGCAGGGGUCUCUCCAGUCUCAACUCCGGCUCUGGAUGCUCAUCUGGGAAUGAACCACCAUCCCAUGCUGCCCUGCCCUGGAGAAGAGAAGGAGUCCGAAACGGCUCCUCCUCUUCCUGGACCGCCCCUUUUCUACCACGAAGCCACAUCUAGCCACGUGGCCAUCACACAGGAGCCUGGCAGGACUGUGAGCCAAUCAGAAAGCAGGCAGCAGGACAAUAUCAGUCCAGUAGAACAGCCUAAUCCAUCUUCUUCCAGCAGAGGGUAUCAGAGGGCAUUAUGGCUUUCUGAUAGGACCCAGCAAUCUCCGGACAAUUCCCCUAGUGAGCCCCUGAAAACUGACAUGAGGAGUCCUUUGAGAGAAGCGGAGGCUGUUGUCUCAGACCGCGAAAGCCGUAGCAACAUAUUCUAUGAAGGUGGAAGCCACAGCCGAGCUAAGGUGGCCUCCCCUGACACAACCACCCCUCGCCGCCCCCGCAUGAGCGCCCAGGAACAGCUCGACAGGAUGCAGCGGAACCAAGAAGCGCAAAGGAAAUCAGAAGCCGCCCAAACCAACCCUUUGGGUCACUGGCGAGACUCUCUCAAGCGGGGGUCUAGCCGGCCCCUCCCCAACACCCCCCCUGAGCCAUCACCCAAAGAGGGCGUUCAGACUGGGGGAUCCAAGCCUCGAUACCCCCCGACCCCUGAAUGGGAGCGACAGAGAGUAAUCCAGCUUUCCUAUGCGUUGGCAGCAGAGGCUUCGCAGCGAGGGAAACGCAUCACAGGAAGGACCAGUUCCCACUCCUCCUUAGACAACAUUCCUGGGUCGCGUGACGGUCUGGACCAUCAUCACCUCCCCAGCGACAGUAACUCUGAUGAACUAGAACUCAACACCGUGGCAUCCAAGUACAACCAAGCGACUACUCAGAACCUAAGCUGCUGCGACUCCCAAGCGGCCAAUCGCACACUGCCUUCAUCCCAGACGCCCAAUCACGCAUCAUGUGCUCCAGAAACUUCCAGUUGGCCAUCGCCACCCCCGGAGGAGGCCAAUCAGGUGUCUUCACACUCCAAGGUUCCAAAGGCCACGUCGCACCACCCAGAAUCGACCAACCAGCGGUCUCUAAAGAGUCCGACUUGGGUCGCGCCGUUGCCUCCGUCAACCAAUCGGAACUUCUCUGCCUCCAGAACAGCCAAUUGGGAUUCACCUCCGUUUUGGGACUGUGAAGUGUGGGCACAUGAGCAAAGCCUUGCAAACAAGCAGGGCCCAAGCAAUGGCAAGUGCCUUGGUUGGAGAGGGGAGAAGAAGUCCCAUCAGGUGGUGGCGUACGUUCAUGAGACUGCACACCCUAUCAAGGUCACGCUGGUGAAAUCCAGUUUUUAGAGCCAGCGUGCAGGUGGCAGGAACACAGAAAUGGGCCCUGAUGCCUCCGGCAACUUUCCCCGUCUAACAGAAACACGGUGAAAGAACAGGUACGAGGCCCAUACAGUCGGCCAUCUGACAGAGCGCUCAUAUCCUCCGAAGGGUUCAUGACCUCGUAGCUUUGCCUUAAAGCUCUUGGUUUCAAUCUCAAGGAUCUGGAUACAGUCUUGGAAACCUUGUGAUGUCCGCAUAUGCGCAAAUAUUGAUGUUAAAGCACACAGAACACCCCGUUUAUUAAGGAAUGUGCAUUUAUCCACAGGGACGCAAUACUAGCCUAUUGCUAUCAUACUAAUUUGCACACCCAAGUGUAGAACCAUGUUUUACUGGGCAAAGUGUGUUCACUCAACUGGGUACGUGCCUCCAAACACUGAUAUUCCUGCUUUUUAAUAAUUCCCACCUUUGCAUCCGUUCAGGCCUUUUCCUGAGGUAUAUGUUACUGCUUGGGUAAUAAUAAUAAUAAUAAUAAUAUUUAUAUAGAAGAAGAAGAAGAAGAAGAGUUUGGAUUUAUAUCCCCCCUUUCUCUCCUGCAGGAGACUCAAAGGGGCUCACAAUCUCCUUGCCCUUCCCCCCUCACAACAAACAUAUAUAGAGCUUUAAGUGUUCAAAAUGCGUCACAUGCAUUAUUGUGUUCAGAAUCCUUACAGCAGUCUUGUAAGGUGGGCCAGUAUUAUCAUUCCCCAUUUUGUGGAUGGCGGGAAGCUGAGAAAGCGUGGUCUACUUCAGGACCCCGAAUGAGGUCUUAGAAGAGGCAUAAUUUGAACUGGAGACCUUCUCUCCGCUUCUUCUUACAGGCUGAUUCUGCUAAUGCAAUUUACUGGAGCACACAAAACUUUAAAAAGUGUUCCCAACCAUAAAUGCUGAUCUUAUUUGUACGUAGCAGGUGAAUGACCUGCAGGGGGGAGGAAAACAUGUCUCCAGCAGACGACCCCCCUACCUCUAAA
Sphaerodactylus townsendi is the source of this 2357-nucleotide messenger RNA. Its product is annotated as pleckstrin homology domain-containing family A member 4-like. The transcript is spliced from 7 exons. Lineage: Eukaryota; Metazoa; Chordata; Lepidosauria; Squamata; Sphaerodactylidae. Bases 67 to 1377 code for a protein of 436 amino acids. The record is from RefSeq and is a predicted model, not a curated record.